Platichthys flesus (European flounder) is the source of this 985-nucleotide messenger RNA. RefSeq names its product oligodendrocyte transcription factor 4 (gene olig4). The record is from RefSeq and is a predicted model, not a curated record. Bases 1 to 759 code for a protein of 252 amino acids. NCBI's taxonomy places the organism in Eukaryota, Metazoa, Chordata, Actinopteri, Pleuronectiformes, Pleuronectidae. Gene Ontology annotation, molecular function: protein dimerization activity. The transcript has a single exon.
AUGGAUUCUGACGCUGGCUCCACCAGCAGCCGCUCGUCAUCCCCUGACCUGGUGGUGGACGACUCAGCUGGGAGCUUCUUCUCCAACAAGAUGUUCCAGACCUACUACCAAGAAGGCAGAGCAGACGACGAGGCCAGCGAGGGCAGGAUGGAGCGCUGCGGUGGUGGCGGUAAGAUCAUGUCUGAGGACGGCAAGGAGGUGGUGCAGGACCUGAGGCUGAAAGUCAACAGCCGGGAGAGGAGGAGGAUGCACGAUCUCAACCAGGCGAUGGACGGCCUGAGAGAGGUCAUGCCCUACGCCCACGGCCCCUCAGUGCGCAAGCUGUCGAAAAUCUCCACCUUGCUUCUGGCCCGCAACUACAUCCUCAUGCUGUCAACAUCGUUGGAUGAGAUGAAGAAGCUGGUGGGUGACGUUUAUGGAGGCAGCGCUGCCAUCCAGAGCCGCACCGCAAGCCACCACGCCAUUACCCCCGCAGCCCCCACAGCCCACCACCCGCUCCAUCCUCUGGCACAGUCGCUGCACUCCCUGGUGGGUGGCACUCCAUCCGCGCUCCAGCACCAUCACUCGUCUUCCGUCCCAGUCCCACACUCCACUGCCAGCUUCCUGGGCUUUCAUGCUCCAGUCCAGGGCCUGCUGAAGGACCCCCUGCACCUGGCCAGCUCGUACAGGCACUUCCCUGGCAUGCCCUGCCCCUGCUCCCUCUGCCAGCCUCUGCCCACAACAACCUCCACAUUGCACAGCCUGUCUAUGAACAAGUGAGGGGGGGGCUCUCUCAGAACUGACCUGUGAUGUCUGGAUCAACACCAACCAGCUCACAGAAGAUUGUUUAAAAGAACUGCAAAAAUAAUGUCUGGUGCUACAAUUUGUACAUAAUGUAUAUAUACCUUCAUACCAUGUAGAAUGCUGCUAUUUUGUUUUACUAUGUAUCUCUUUGGUAUUGUUUAUACAGAAAUAUUCUAAAUGCACAAUGGAUCUCAUCAGAGGA